AUGCUCUUCAAUAAAUUCGCCUUGUCAGCUCUCUUGUCCAGUUUGGUCCUUGCCGACAACCAAAACAAGGUCAUUCUUAACGAUAUCACUAUUGUUACCGUCACCUAUACUCCUGGCCAACCGAUUUCCACUCCUACUCCAGCAGCGGCAACUUAUUCGGUUUACCAAACUACCAAAACCGUCAACGGUCAAGUCACCACCAUUAACCCACAAAUUGUCCAGCCAAUUACUGAGUAUGUCACUGUGACUGCUUCUGCUGCUGCCUCUUCUAGUGCUGCUGCUACCUCUUCUAGUGCUGCUGCCACCACUUCUUCUUCUGCUGCCAUUGCUGCCACCACUUCCUCUUCUUCUUCUUCUUCUUCUUCUUCUACUACUCCUGUUAUUUCUUCAACUACAUCUUCUACAUCCUCUAGCUCUUCCAGCGCCCCAACUACUGCUGCUAGCACUCAUACCGUCACCGUGACUGACUGGGUAGUCGAAACCAUUUACGCUGUUAGCACCGUUUACGUGUAA
Messenger RNA from Saccharomycopsis crataegensis, 513 nucleotides. RefSeq lists its product as uncharacterized. The coding region runs from base 1 to 513 and encodes 170 amino acids. The transcript has a single exon. The record is from RefSeq and is a predicted model, not a curated record. NCBI's taxonomy places the organism in Eukaryota, Fungi, Ascomycota, Saccharomycetes, Ascoideales, Saccharomycopsidaceae.